Molecule: messenger RNA, 5376 nt
Organism: Homo sapiens (human)
Lineage: Eukaryota; Metazoa; Chordata; Mammalia; Primates; Hominidae
Gene: SNX18
Product: sorting nexin 18
Exons: 2
Coding region: 195-1970 (591 amino acids)
Biological process (GO): positive regulation of catabolic process; endosomal transport; mitotic cell cycle
Cellular component (GO): cytoplasmic vesicle membrane; recycling endosome membrane; endosome membrane
Molecular function (GO): phosphatidylinositol binding
Source: RefSeq, marked reviewed
AGUCGGCGCUGCGAAGUGGAGGCGCUGCGAGCGGAGCCGCGCGGAGGGCGCGACCGGCUGGUCCGGGCAGCGUGGGUUUGCCGCCUUCGGGGCUCCAGUCCGCGCGCCAGGGCUCGAGCAGUACCGCGGGCCCCUCAGGUGGGCCUCGGCUCGGGACGCCGGGAGUCGGGACCGCCAGUCGGGGCGCCGGGACCAUGGCGCUGCGCGCCCGGGCGCUGUACGACUUCAGGUCGGAGAACCCAGGAGAGAUCUCGCUGCGAGAGCACGAGGUGCUGAGCCUGUGCAGCGAGCAGGACAUCGAGGGCUGGCUCGAGGGGGUCAACAGCCGCGGCGACCGCGGCCUCUUCCCGGCCUCCUAUGUGCAGGUGAUCCGCGCCCCCGAGCCUGGCCCGGCGGGAGACGGCGGCCCGGGCGCCCCGGCCCGCUACGCCAAUGUGCCCCCCGGGGGCUUCGAGCCCCUGCCUGUCGCGCCCCCCGCCUCCUUCAAGCCGCCGCCUGACGCCUUCCAGGCGCUGCUGCAGCCACAGCAGGCGCCGCCUCCGAGCACCUUCCAGCCGCCCGGCGCGGGCUUCCCGUACGGCGGGGGCGCCCUGCAGCCGUCGCCUCAGCAGCUCUACGGCGGCUACCAGGCCAGCCAAGGCAGCGAUGAUGACUGGGACGACGAGUGGGACGACAGCUCCACGGUGGCGGACGAGCCGGGCGCUCUGGGCAGCGGAGCAUACCCGGACCUCGACGGCUCGUCUUCGGCGGGUGUGGGCGCAGCCGGCCGCUACCGCCUGUCCACGCGCUCCGACCUGUCCCUGGGUUCCCGCGGCGGCUCGGUCCCCCCGCAGCACCACCCGUCGGGGCCCAAGAGCUCGGCCACCGUGAGCCGCAACCUCAAUCGCUUCUCCACCUUCGUCAAGUCCGGCGGGGAGGCCUUCGUGCUGGGGGAGGCGUCAGGCUUCGUGAAGGACGGGGACAAGCUGUGCGUGGUGCUGGGGCCCUAUGGCCCCGAGUGGCAGGAGAACCCCUACCCGUUCCAGUGCACCAUCGACGACCCCACCAAGCAGACCAAGUUCAAGGGCAUGAAGAGCUACAUCUCCUACAAGCUGGUGCCCACGCACACGCAGGUGCCGGUGCAUCGGCGCUACAAGCACUUCGACUGGCUGUACGCGCGCCUGGCGGAGAAGUUCCCGGUCAUCUCCGUGCCCCACCUGCCCGAGAAGCAGGCCACCGGCCGCUUCGAGGAGGACUUCAUCUCUAAGCGCAGGAAGGGCCUGAUCUGGUGGAUGAACCACAUGGCCAGCCACCCAGUGCUGGCGCAGUGCGACGUCUUCCAGCACUUCCUGACGUGCCCCAGCAGCACCGACGAGAAAGCCUGGAAGCAGGGCAAGAGGAAGGCCGAGAAGGACGAGAUGGUGGGCGCCAACUUCUUCCUGACCCUUAGCACGCCCCCCGCCGCUGCCCUUGACCUGCAGGAGGUGGAGAGCAAGAUCGACGGCUUCAAGUGCUUCACCAAGAAGAUGGACGACAGCGCGCUGCAGCUCAACCACACGGCCAACGAGUUCGCGCGCAAGCAGGUGACCGGCUUCAAAAAGGAGUAUCAGAAGGUGGGCCAGUCCUUCCGCGGCCUCAGCCAGGCCUUUGAGCUGGACCAGCAGGCCUUCUCGGUGGGCCUGAACCAGGCUAUCGCCUUCACCGGAGAUGCCUAUGACGCCAUUGGCGAGCUCUUCGCGGAGCAGCCCAGGCAGGACCUGGAUCCCGUCAUGGACCUAUUAGCGCUGUAUCAGGGGCAUCUGGCUAACUUCCCGGACAUCAUCCACGUUCAGAAAGGUAAAGCCUGGCCCUUAGAGCAGGUGAUAUGGAGUGUAUUGUGCAGGCUGAAAGGGGCGACUUUGACAGCAGUACCACUGUGGGUUUCAGAAUCAUAUUCUACAGGUGAGGAAGCGAGCAGAGACGUGGACGCCUGGGUCUUUUCCCUAGAGUGAGCUCUUACCAAAGUCAAGGAGAGUAGGCGACACGUGGAGGAAGGGAAGAUGGAGGUGCAGAAGGCUGACGGCAUUCAGGAUCGCUGUAACACUAUUUCUUUUGCCACUUUGGCUGAAAUUCACCACUUCCAUCAAAUUCGAGUGAGAGACUUUAAAUCACAGAUGCAGCAUUUCUUACAACAACAAAUAAUAUUUUUCCAAAAAGUUACCCAGAAGUUGGAAGAAGCUCUUCACAAAUAUGAUAGUGUUUAAUGACUGGACGUUGGAUUAUGGACUUUUUCAGUUCAAGGAUAAUUUCUACAGCAGAAUAAAAACUGCUGUCAAAGAGCUAUUGCCAGCUAUCAGUGGUGGUACAAGGACGGUUUUGUGUUCAUCUGAAACCCAGCUGAAUUUAUAAUUAUGUAGGAAAUAAACAGUUAAUAUGGUUAUAUAAUAGAAACAGUACCACACAUUGUAACUAAAUUAUACUAUGUAUGCCUACACUACCAUUGUAACUUUUGGAAUAAUGAUUAUACUAUUUGCCUUAUUGCUUUUUGAAGUAUGGGUAUUUUAGUGCAUACUUUGUAGACCUCAAAACCCAUGAAGGGUCUCAAAGAAGCUGGCUGGAUACAAGCCUGCUGUGGAUGCCUUUUUACUCUCAUAGAUUGGGAUUACCUAAAUUCAACCUAUUCUCUGUUUACAAACUCCAACUAGAGCAGCUAUGCGACCUUGUGCCUUUAGACUCUUGGUUUUUCAUUUCUCCCCGUCCCUUCCCCACCUUUUUAAAGUAAGCCACAGCUUUUCUGAUUGAAAGAGUGAAAGGCCAGUGCAUAUAAUGACAAACUGAUGAUAACCUUAUAUUGGCAGUAGGGGGUGGGGGGGGCGGUGGGGUGGGACGAUCAGCUGUCAUCAAUUUGCACAGCAAGUAUUAUCUCCUGAUAAGAUGCUGGUGAAUGCAGGGGAGUGAGAUUCAUUGCUCAUCUUUGGAUAUGAAGUCUGUUAGGGAAGAAACAGUGCCACUAUUCCCUUAGAUGCAACAGUAGCAUAGCCUCUUCACCCAGGCGUCCCAAAAGCUUGGCGUGAAGAUUUCAGCAAACAUGUCUUACAACAUGAGGAGGAGGAGUCUAAAUCAGUCAGGGGAUAAAAGUAUCGAAUCAUUGACAACACACACUUGGCUUUAGUUCUUAGGAGGGUUUUGUUUUUGUUUUUGUUUUUAGGUUGAAGAUUUUCUUUUAAUAUUCAGUUUUUUGAAAAAAAAUGGAUCUACACUGUUAACUGAUUGAGACUCCACUGUGAUUCACUUGUUUACUUAAAAACUUUUCAGGGAUGUCUGUAAAUUUCAGUGUUAAUAUGUCAUGAAAAGUGGUGUGGAUUGAUCUAAGGAGGGACCAGAAAUAAUUUUUGCUAUUCCAAAUACUGAAGGAAAAAGAUAAUUGAUUUAUACUAUGUUUUAAAAAAAAAAAAGGUAUUGAUGAGCCCCCCCCCCCCAGGACAUUUAACCUUAAAAUUUAUUUUAAAUGUAUUCUUUUAUUAUUAUAAGGGAAAUACAGAUGGCUGAUAAAUACCAAAAAGAUUCAAAAGCAGCUUAAUUUAAAAAGCACAAAGAGAUUCUGGCUUACAGUGCCCCAAUCUCAAUGUUUUUAUAGUUGCUGAGCUAACUAAUGUGAUUAUUGAGUUUACAGAUUUAAAAAUUGUCACUGUUAGAGUAUCUACUGUUUUUAUGAAGUCAAACUUAUGCUGCCUCAGAAAUCCCUGGGUACUGAAAUGGUAACAUGGAAGUGAAGAGGUCACUUUGAAAUAUUGGUGAGUCACAAAGAUUAAAGAAAAGGAUCAGUUUGCAGAUACUCAGAAAAGGUUAUUGAAAUAAUUACUGAACAGCACAUUUUCUCUCUAAAAAGUAGUUUCAUAUGGGUUGUAUUUUUAAGAUCAGAUUAUCAUUUUGAUAUUUGGUCAAAAUUUUGUACCUUAGGUUACUUAGAGCCAGAUUUAACAUCAUGAACAUUAUGUGGCUUUGUCUUUACUACAGAUAUGUGGAACUGUAACCAAAUAUGUUGUCUCUAAAACUUGUUGAUUGCAAAAUACAGUUCUAUAAACAAAACCCAUAUGUAUAUAUAAAUGUUAAUUUUGCGGAAGUCUGGAAAUUAUAACUAUAGCAUUUAAGUUUGAGUCUGUAUUGGACAAAUAAGCACCAUGCUUUUCAAAUGAUUUAAAAAUUACUUUUAUUUGCCUCUUUAUUUUGAUGGUGGUUGGAUUUUUUUUUUUUUAAUAGUAAAAUCACUAAACUUGUGCAAUGGUAGCAUGGAAAUUAUCUGAGGUAUAUUGUAUGAUUGUACUUUAGCCAGGGUGGACAUAGCUUAAAUUAUAAAAACUAAAGAUGAAAGUACAAGGAAGUAUAAGUUAUACUUAUGUAAGUAUAAAUUCAUGCUGCCUACUUCUAAGAGAAAUUUCAUUCUUCAUAACCACAUAACAUUAUAAUGCCACUGAUUCAUACGGGAUUUACAUUAAUUCUAUGGGGGAGGACACUAGAAUUAUUAGUGUUCAUUUUCAUCUAAGAUCUUUAUUCUCUAACGUUCUUGGUCCUAUUGAAACAUUGCAGUAUGCAAAACUACUGCAAUGUUAAACCCAAGAGAAAAGCCAUUAUCAUGUGUAUGCUGGUCAUCAUGAUCAGUGUGGUACAAUUUUUAAAAAUAAACUAUCAUGCCCUUCAUGCCAUUAUUUGUCUUUAUUUCUAUGAUUUAUAAUCCUGAUAUGUGAUGUGUUUGUAACACAGGGUGUGCACUUGAGCCUGGUUUUACUGUUUUUAUUAGACAGAGUUGUUUAUAUGCUGUAACUGUAACGCAGCGAGACUGGUUCUACAGCCAUGUGUCGUAAUCUUGUUCCCCGUCCAAGCUGUUGUAUCUGAAGGUACCCAGUUUGCACCCAGGAUGAGGGAACGCAUUCAAAAGUGAAAUGUAAAGCCAGUGCACGAAUAUUAUAGUAAUUGAGAUUUUCCCAGGCUUCACUGAUACAGUUGUUUUGCAUUUAUUCACAAUAAUACAGCAGAUUCUUAAAUGCCGAUUUUUAAUUGUCUUAAAUUUUGCUGCUGUUCUCAUAAUUAAGGACUUGAAAAAUGUUUUAGUCUGUCAAGUAUGUAAAGUUUGUGUAAAAACUUUUAAAUGUCAUUCUUAAGUUCAUUGCCAUAGCCAUUUUCCAUUUAUGUCUUCAUUUUCCAAAAAUCAAAUGCCAUGUCUGAUACCUUUAAGUCCAUAAGCAUUCAAUUUUCUCAUUUCCACCUUCAUCUUUGGUUAACAGAAUAAGUAAAACAGGGUAUUAUUUAUUUGUAGUCUAGAAAUGUUGAAUAUUGUUUUAUUUCCUUCAAAAUGUUAUGAUUAGUGCAGAUCAGCCAUGUUUAUCUUUUUAAAAAAUAAACAGGUUGCUUUAUUUCUUA